AUGGAGAAGAAUAAUUUUGAUGCCGUUGUAACAAACCACAAGUUGCUAGUAGCUGCAGUAGGUUUGAAUCAGUGUAAGAGUUGGUUCAUCAAACAAUAUCUACCCGCUGUCGCAAAAAACAUUCUUAAGUGGUUCCAACGCCCCAUAAUCUCUUCGGCAGCUUACUUUCGCAUUUGUUUAAAUCAAAACCUGCAUAGUGAUAUUUCAAAUCAUAAUCUGAAGAACCCGGAAAGAGAAAAGUUUGUUCGCAAAGAAAUGAAGUCUGAGGUCGUCUUAAUGAUACUGACGGUGGCUAUCCUAGGGGUUGCAAUUGAUGGAUGCCAAUGCAAGGUUGUGCAGUUCAUUUUCGGAGAUUCACUCUCUGAUGUCGGUAACAACAUGUACCUCAGUAGGAGUCUUGCUCAGGCAAGCUUGCCAUGGUACGGCAUAGAUUUUGGCAAUGGACUGCCUAACGGCAGGUUUACUAAUGGCCGGACGGUUGCUGAUAUAAUAGGUGACAAUACCGGUCUACCAAGACCACCAGCUUUUCUAGACCCAUCUUUAACAGAAGAUGCAAUACUGGAAAAUGGUGUAAACUAUGCUUCUGGGGGUGGUGGCAUUUUGAAUGAAACUGGUGGCUACUUUAUUCAAAGGCUUUCUCUCAAUAAGCAAAUCGAGUUAUUUCAAGGAACGCAACAGCUGAUAACGAACAAAAUUGGGAAAGCAAAAGCACAGGAGUUUUUCCAAGAAGCUCGAUAUGUGGUUGCAUUAGGAAGCAAUGACUUCAUCAACAAUUAUUUGAUGCCAGUUUACAGCGAUUCCUGGAAAUAUAAUGAUCAGACCUUCGUUGACUAUUUAAUGGGAACUCUUGAAGGACAACUCAAACAAUUGCAUAGAUUAGGAGCACGGGAGCUGAUGGUUUUCGGGUUGGGACCAAUGGGUUGCAUCCCUCUCCAAAGGGUCCUAAGUACAACUGGGGAAUGUCAAGAUAGAACAAACAAGCUCGCUAUAAGUUUCAAUCGAGCUUCAGGCAAGUUAUUAGAUAAUUUGUCUUCCAAACUUGCAAAUGCGAGCUUCAAAUUUGGAGACGCUUAUGAUGUUGUUGACGAUGUCAUCAGCAACCCAUACAAAUACGGAUUUAAUAACUCGGACUCCCCUUGCUGCUCCUUUGGGCAAAUACGACCUGCGCUUACAUGUGUUCCUGCAUCAACGUUGUGCAAGGAUAGAAGCAAGUACGUGUUUUGGGAUGAAUACCAUCCAUCAGAUGGUGCAAAUGAGUUGAUUGCAAAUGAACUUAUCAAGAAAUUUGGAUUUGCGCAUGUCAACGACACGAAUUCUCCAGCCUCAGCACCAUCACCUGUUAUUGCCCCAUCCCCAGCGGAAUAA
Dovyalis caffra is the source of this 1365-nucleotide messenger RNA. Lineage: Eukaryota; Viridiplantae; Streptophyta; Magnoliopsida; Malpighiales; Salicaceae. The record is from the annotation of a GenBank genome assembly.